AUGUUUGUGUUUGCAGUCUUUGGAAUGGCGAACUCCACUACCACUUCAAUAGUCUUGCCUGCUCCUGAUUCCUCCAUCCAACAACGACAAGUCGUGCCUAAGAGACAUGUCCUGCGACGUAUGAUUUAUGGGUUUACUUUUUCCCACAAAGAGCUUGUAGAGUGGGGACAGCAGCACUUUGGCGACACGGACGAUAAAGAAGUUUUGCGGCAAUAUGUCAGGAGGUCGAUGGGACCCCUAUUCACCCGCUGUUAUCGCCUAUGGCGACGGACGACGAGGCACAUCGUCACAUAUCAUAGCGGUCCUCGUCGGCACGAGGAGGAUUGGUGUCUUACCCUUGCGGAUAAUAUCUCUCGCGAUACUGCAAUGCCCCCUGCCAAAGAGGUCAUCGACAAAAUCAAGGAAGCCCUAGAGAUUACACGAGACCCCGAGUGGCAUCGCUUCCGCCUCACGCUCGUCGUUCCGCAGCUCUGGAACUGCCUCGCUAUAUUCAUGGACACGGACAACCACCAUCGCAGUAUGACGCACCCAGCUCUCCUCUUCUCUUCUUUGGAACUAACAAUUACGGGAUUAGGCACCUAUGGCAACUUGCAUAAAAUCAAGCCUUUCUUGUGGACGUUCCUCCAUCAGGAAAUUGAUGAAGUUCAGAAGUUCCAAGUACUGUACCACUACAUUGCAUGUAUGCGCGCCAUUCGUGACGCCUACAUUAACGAAUGCAGGGAUCGACGUAAUCUUUUUGACGAAUGCGGCCGACAGCUCGACCAACCGUCUAAUGUAGGUGCUGGGGCGAGCUGCCCGCGGCCGAGGCUAAGACGCGGGGUGUGGCGUCGUGGCGUCGCAGGCAUGAGGGGCAACGACGACGAGGACGCAGACGAGAGUGGCGACAGUGAGCAGGAGGAUAGUAGUGGAGAGGAGUCGGAUACUGAGAGUGGGGAAACCGAAGACUCAGAAGAUGACGAGGAUGAAGAUGAUACAGAAGGUAUGUUCUCUUUCACCUCAUUUGUGCACAGAGCCAGUAACUGA
This is a messenger RNA of Laccaria bicolor S238N-H82, 1023 nucleotides long. RefSeq lists its product as uncharacterized. The transcript has 4 exons. Lineage: Eukaryota; Fungi; Basidiomycota; Agaricomycetes; Agaricales; Hydnangiaceae. The coding region runs from base 1 to 1023 and encodes 340 amino acids. The record is from RefSeq and is a predicted model, not a curated record.